Canariomyces notabilis is the source of this 1133-nucleotide messenger RNA. Its product is annotated as lytic polysaccharide monooxygenase. The record is from RefSeq and is a predicted model, not a curated record. The coding region runs from base 162 to 845 and encodes 227 amino acids. Lineage: Eukaryota; Fungi; Ascomycota; Sordariomycetes; Sordariales; Chaetomiaceae. The transcript has 3 exons.
UGGAUGCCCCUGAGGCUCCGUAGACUACGUAUAAAUAUAUCAGCCACCAAACCCGGGUGAGUGGAAGAUGGACUCUGAAGAGUUUCCCGGUUGGUUAAGCCUAGCAAUCUUGUCCCUGGCGUCUUUCAAAAAAGGUUUCGAUCUCUUCAGACCCCGUCAGGAUGAAGUUGACAGCUGCCAUUACGCUGCUCUUGUUGGCUGCCGCUAAGGCUCAUUACACCUUCCCCAGCAUCGCCAACACAGCCGACUGGCAAUAUGUCCGUGUUACGUCCAACUACCAGAGCAAUGGUCCAGUGACAGACGUCAACUCAGACGCCAUCCGGUGCUACGAGCGUAACCCCGGCACCGGGGCGAGCGGCGUCUACAACGUCACCGCCGGCUCCACCCUCAACUACAACGCCAAGGCAUCCAUUUCCCACCCGGGGCCAAUGGCCGUCUACAUUGCCAAGGUCCCCGCUGGCAAGACGGCCGCGAACUGGGACGGCAAGGGCCAAGUCUGGUCCAAGAUCUACCAAGAUAUGCCCCGUCUGGGCGGAAGCAUGACCUGGCCUUCACAGGGUGCCCGCUCCAUCCCCGUCACGAUCCCCCGCUGCCUGCAGAACGGCGAGUACCUGCUCCGGGCCGAGCACAUUGCCCUGCACAGCGCGAGCGGCGUUGGCGGAGCCCAGUUCUACAUUUCGUGUGCCCAGAUCAGCGUCAGCGGCGGCAGCGGAACAUGGAGCCCUAAAAAUCGUGUCUCGUUCCCCGGCGCUUACCAGGCCACCCACCCCGGCAUCAUGAUCAACAUCUAUUACCCCGUGCCGACCAGCUACACGCCGCCUGGCCCGCCGGUUGAGACGUGCUGAGACGCUUCAUGGGAUGUUGGCAUGGAAUUGAGCAGUCUCAACGAGGCACUUCAAAUUAUACUCUUGAGUGUAUAUAGGUACUUCUGUUGCGAAUGUGAUACUAUGAGGUGUCGAGUUGUAUAUACUGAGUGUUACCUACGUCAAGCGCAUAUGCGUUGAGCUGCUUACCGGUAUUCUGAGUUGAGAAUCACGACUUGCCCCAGCUUGUAGAAAUAAUACUUAUGUUAGGCAUGGAUGACCUAUUAAUAGAAACAGAAAGAACUCGACUUGAAGCAAUGACAAUGGGAC